Molecule: messenger RNA, 2703 nt
Organism: Maniola jurtina (meadow brown)
Lineage: Eukaryota; Metazoa; Arthropoda; Insecta; Lepidoptera; Nymphalidae
Exons: 13
Coding region: 152-2593 (813 amino acids)
Biological process (GO): rRNA processing
Cellular component (GO): nucleus
Source: RefSeq, a predicted model, not a curated record
UUAUUAAUGUAUUAUCUAUGGACCUUGUGACACGAUCUACACGUGUGGUUUUAUGUAUUUCAAAAAAAAUGUAAAAUAAUACUGUCUACUGAUGAUAAUUAUUGUGAAUCAGACAGAUCUUUGAAUAUGCAAAACAUUUAGUUUGAUUAAAAUGGAGCAAAUAUUGAAAAAAGUCCGCAAUGUGGACCCGAACAACAGUGAGGAAAUAAAAGAAGCCCUCUCUAGCUUCUUUCAGUGCCUAUCGAAGUACAAAGAACUUCAUUCCCAUAGAUUACUGCGAGAAUUACAAAUCGUAAUCGACCGAUUUCCCAAGUACUGUAUGUCUCACAGGAACAAUGUAGAGACAUAUCUGAUUAAUUUUCUAAGCUCAAACAAUUACUUCAAUGUAAUAGAGGCAGCUAAAUGUGCGCAUGGAUUGCAGCAGGUGCGACCAACACAAGAGAAGUCGGCAACUCCUAAAACAAGUUGGAGGGAUCAGAUGAGUGAUCUCUGCAAUGCAGUGCACACCCUUAUUGGAUCUGUUUAUACUGAGAUACUGUUUACAGUGGAGGUGAAUAGGAACAAUUUGAAGCCUCCAAAACCUGCGUCUACUCCUAUGGCUACAGCACUAGCAGAUAUUGCAAGGAAAUUGAAAAAUGUUACAGACAAACAACUAGUACUGCAUCUGAGGCUAAAGAAUGUACUCAUUUUCAUUCAAGCCAUGUUGGUGGAAGUUUACCCCUUUGCAAAACCAGUACAACCUCAAACAAUACUGGAUGUAAUAGUGCGACUGCUGAGUGUGACCAGUGGAACCAAGCAAUAUGAUAAGGAUAUUUGUACUAUUAAAAUACAAGCUCUCAGAACAUUGGACGCUCUUAUUGUAUGCCUGGGUUCAAAUCUGAUUCCAUACUCACCCCUAGUGUUCAGACUAGUGUUACAGACACUGCGAUGGAGUUCAGACAACCUCACUGAUGACACCAGUAAAGUACGCUGCACAGCGUACAAUAGUCUGAGCAACUGGCUAACCACACUGCACUCGCACCGGAUACCCCACGCCGCCCACGCGUGGGAAGACGAUCUUGUACAUUAUGUCAUCACAGAUAUCACACCUGUCAAGAAAGUGGUGCAACUCACUAUGGGUCCGCAACCAACGCGGCAUCUCAGCAAGAAAGCGAAAAGGAAGCUAGUGACCACUCAACUGCAAGAAAGCACCUUGGCUGCCUACGCACCGGGUGAAAAUAACAAGAUAUCUGUGUCUGAGGAGGUAAACAAUGAAGUAUCAAUAGCGGCUCUAGAAUGUGCUGAAACAUUCCUCACAGUUUGUGGUCGAUUCCUCAAACCGGCUACGCACAAGCUUUUCCAAGAGUGCCUAGUACGGGAAUGUUACAACUACCCUGCAUACGCGGAUGAGUAUUUACUUGGCUUGCUACGGGCGCUGGAGGCGACGCGCAAAACUACGCCCAAUAGCGUACCCCCCACCACACAGUACUGCUUACACUUGUACAGCUUACUGCUCAACAGUCGACGCGCUGAGAUAUCGAAGUUCUGUUCUCAAGCAUUGCUGGACAUAAGGCUCCAUCUACACUGUUCACCUACAUCCCUCAACUUCGCCCUCGACGUGCCGCAGGAAACUGGAAAAACCAUUAACAAGAGGAAAAAGGUGUCUGAUAGAAAUCGGGCUAUGUUGGAAUCUUUGCUAGGGGCUGACAAGUUACCAUCGGUCGACGAUGACGACGAUGUUAUAUCAAUACCCGAUGAACCGUCAAGUAAGAAGCCACGUCUAAAAUCAGAUGAAACAGACCAAAUAAGUCUAAGCAGUGACUCGGAGAGCUCAGUUGAGGAAGUAUGUGAUGAUUCAGAAUACGAUAACGUACAGGAAGUCGAAGUGGUUGUCGAAAUAAAUACAAGUAAUAAAAGUAAUGAUAUAGAACCUAUGAUAGUGACUGAUGAACAAGAAAAUGAAAUAAAUAAUGAAGAAUCAUCUGAUGAACUAGAAACUGUACUCAUUAUACAUGAAACUACUGAAGAACCAAACACUGAACUAGGUAACCAAGAAAUGCUCAAUCAAGAAACUGAACUAAAAGAGACUAAUGAAAUAGUAAAUGGGAACAAAGAUGAAAAUGAGAUAGGUUGUGCAGAAAACGUGAUAAAAGAGACAGAAAUAGUUAGAAAACUAGAAAAUGAGCCUAUUUACGAAGCGCAGACUCAAUUACCUACGAGCACUUCAUCUGAUACAAUCCAAGAAGAAAGACCUUCAUCAUCGGAAAUUGGUUAUGACUUCUCAAGUAAGAAUGUAGAAAAAAUAGAUGAUGAAAUCCUUCCCAGUUCAAAUGACACCGACGAUAUUCAAAUAACUUGCGGGCAAGUUGUAAGGAGUUCACAAGAAAGUGAAGUAGAAAAGAUAUCUACUGCAACAGAACUUAAAAUCGAUGAAAUACCUAAAGUUAAUGGUAUAGAUGAAGCUAUAAUUGAAAAUGAUGUUGUGAACAUAACAAUUGAGACUGUAGAAAACCUUAAAAUUGUUGAAGAUCCGUCCAAAGCUGAUGGAACGACUGUCGAAGAUAUGUUAGCCGAUUUUGUAGAUGAAGUAAACGAUGAACCUGUAGAAGCUUAAUUUGUCCUUGCUUAAAAGCAUUUAUAACCAUUAAUAUAUUAUUACGCAUAGUGCCAAGAAUUAUAGAUGCAUUUUUUAAUAUUAAAUAAAUAAUAACUGAUUGACUUAAA